Messenger RNA from Trichomonas vaginalis G3, 291 nucleotides. RefSeq names its product SLEI family protein family. The coding region runs from base 1 to 291 and encodes 96 amino acids. The transcript has a single exon. NCBI's taxonomy places the organism in Eukaryota, Parabasalia, Trichomonadida, Trichomonadidae. The record is from RefSeq and is a predicted model, not a curated record.
AUGCAGCUUCCUCACUACAUCAUGCAGCUUCCUCUCUUCAACAAAGUGAUUCCUCUCUUCUUCAAAGUGCUUCCUCUCUUCAACAAAGUGCUUCCUCUCUUCAUCAUGCAGCUUCCUCUCUUCAUCAAGAUGCUUCCUCUCUUGAUCAAGGUGCUUCCUCUCUUGAUCAAGGUGCUUCCUCACUACAUCAAGAUGCUUCCUCUCUUCUUCAAAGUGCUUCCUCUCUUCAACAAAGUGCUUCCUCUCUUCAUCAUGCAGCUUCCUCUCUUCUUCAAAGUGCUUCCUCUCUAA